AUGAGUCAGGGAAUCUCCAUCUCAAAACACUGUAUCCCUUUUCCCGAGGUCGAAAACAUGGCCGACCCAGACGAAGCCAACUCAUGGACAUGCACUGCUUGUCGCCUCCCGAUAUUCUCCACCCCUUUCGUCGAAGAUAGAUUGGGGGGCAGGCUUCACGAUCAAUGCUCUGACAAAUAUCUUCCUCUUCAACUCCCGAGCCAUCCACAGCACCCGAGGGAAGCCCUCAUUCUCCGACACCAGCUUCCGGAAGAACAUGACGAUGCGAGAUAUUAUUGCACCAGAUGUUUGUCGAGUUGUUGCGGGAGCAAAUUUUACGCGUGCCCGAUGGUUGAUGUUGGAGAUUGUGACUUCGUGUUCGAUCUGCCGUGCGCCCUGUCCAUCAAGGUCUUACACAGGAGCCACGGGCACAGGUUAACGGCAGUUAAGGGGAAUCCACGGUCUAUUUCAUCUCUCACGUUCGUCUGCAAUGCGUGCGGGAACCAACACGCGCCGGUCGGAGAGAGUAAUAAUUGCCGCCCUCAAUUCAAAGAUGCAACCGUAAAGGCUUACACGUGCACGAGCUGCGAUUUCUGGAUUCAUCCCAACUGUGCCCUUCUUUCGAAUGCCAUCAUCGACACAUCAUGUCACGAGCACCCUCUUUUCCUUGGAUUUUCUACUAACAGAUCCUCUAGCGGCUGCGACAUUUGCACCACCAAAAUCAUGGGUUUCGGGUUUUAUGCCUUGUUGGUUGGUGAAGCAGACUUGCCGAAUCUACUUCGCCUGCCAAUGGAAAACGAGCUUGCUAGCGUGAUGUCGCGUACUAUAAAAACCAAGAUACCCGAUUACCCGUUGUUUGGUCUUGGCGGUACUACAGCGAGUGAAGAUCAUCCAAUUAGUUCUAGGAUUAGCAGUGCAUCAGGCUACUGUUUGUUUACACCAAAGGUAGCCACUAAGCCCUUCACCAUAUUCGAGUGUAUGGUUUGCAAGCACAAAUGCAAUGGGUCCGCUUACUAUGUCGAAGGAAGAGAGGAAAAGUAUAUGGAUGUGGUGUGUGCCUUAAUGCCUCAGUUAAUGACGCACGGUGCCCAUGGGAAGGCCCACAUUCUUCUUUUGAGGUUGCAAAACUACGAGUUCAACGGUUAUCUUAGGAUCGAAACGUGUAAAUGCUGCCUCAAAGAUAUGAAUGAAUAUCCGAUCACUUCAUAUUCGUGUAUAAACUGUCGUAGCUUCUCCAUCCACUGGCACUGCGCUCUCCUCCUAGACACAGUCGGACACAAAUUUGACCGACACCCGUUGAAGCUAAUCACGAGCACGAGCAGAAGAGGAGAAGAAGAAGAAAACAGGCUUUGCAAGAUUUGCGAAAACGAAAUCGAUUGGAGAAAAUGGCACUACGGCUGCGAAGAAUGUAAGCAAUAUUUUCACGCGAAUUGCAUUCCUUGUGUGGAUCGUCUGUCAAAGAUGGAAAAAUUGCACUAUUCACCCACUAACUAUACCCGCGUUGCACUUUCGUUCUUUAAUUGUUUUUGUUUACAAUUGGUACACUAA
Molecule: messenger RNA, 1527 nt
Organism: Striga hermonthica
Lineage: Eukaryota; Viridiplantae; Streptophyta; Magnoliopsida; Lamiales; Orobanchaceae
Source: the annotation of a GenBank genome assembly